AUAUGGCGACCUGCGCCAGGUACCUGACAGCAACGCACCGCCGCAGCCGCGAGCUACCGGCAGAAAGCAGCCCAAGCGAAAGCGAGCCGCUUGCCUGCCGGCGUGGCGCGGCGGUGCAGCUCGUUACUCGUUUGCGUCUCCACCAUUGCUUAGGAUGAACUUGGCGAUAAGGAAGGUAUAACAGCACUGCGCAAAAGGCGAGAUUCGCUGCCUCCCCGGCCAUGCCAUGCCGCGCCCCUCUCGGUGUCCGCCCCCGGUGGGCUUGGAAUCUCCCGUCCCUUUCGCUCUAUACAAUCCCCACUUCCUCAUCCCCUGCCCCAGUCCCAGUCCCCGCGCGCACCAUCUGUUCGACGUAUUGCCGACAUGGGCGCCGGCGCCCUGAUCUUUGGCCUUCUGUGCGUGUUCCAACUGUCACAUUCGUCAUCAGACAAGGACGACUUCACCAAGGUCAGGGCAGUGAACCUGGGAGGCUGGCUGGUGGUGGAGGGGUGGAUCAAGCCUUCCUUGUUUGAUGGCAUCCCAAACGGUGACAUGUUGGAUGGCGUGCAGGUGCAGCUCAAGUCUGUUGCCCUCCAGAAGUACGUGAGUGCAGUUGGCGGUGGCGGUGGAAAUGUGAACGUGGACCAGGAUGCUGCUUCGACAUGGGAGACUUUCAAGUUAUGGAGAGUUUCUGAUAGUGAAUUUCAGUUCCGGUGCCUCAAUGGUCAGUUCUUAACAGCAAGUAAUCAGGAUGUGAUCUCAGCAACUACAGAUUCACCAGGAGACUCUGAAACAUUUUAUAUUGAACGAAAUAACACACUGCUUCAUAUCAAGCUUUUAAAUGGGAGCUAUUUGCAGGUCACAAACAACAAUCAGCUUACUUCAAAUCAUCGUUCCCAACCUGGGUGGGGUGAUGAUAUGGCAACAUUCCAGAUGACAAUAGCUGCCAACAACUUGCAUGGAGAUUACCAGCUUGCUAAUGGGUAUGGACCUGCGCAGGCAAAAGCGGUCUUGACUGAACACCGAAAGAGCUUUGUUACUGGAAAUGACUUCUUUCUCCUCUCACAAAACGGUGUAAAUGCAGUCAGGAUUCCAGUAGGAUGGUGGAUUGCGUAUGAUCCUGAUCCACCAGCUCCAUUUAUUGGUGGCUCCCUUGAGAACCUUGAUAGAGCAUUCUACUGGGCACAGGUUUAUGGCUUGAAGUGCAUCAUCGAUCUUCAUGCGGCUCCCGGAUCUCAAAAUGGAAUGGAGCACAGUGCUAGCAGGGAUGGUUCAGUAGAUUGGCCUUCAGAGGUUAACAUACAGAAAACUCUGGAUGUCAUUAAAUUUUUAGCUCAAAGGUAUGCAGACGAUCCCUCGCUUCUUGGUGUCGAGCUUCUGAAUGAGCCUUCUGCAGGAACAGUCCCACUGGACACUCUAGUGUCGUAUUACAAAAGAGGCUACAAAAUUGUGCGAAGUUAUUCGGAGACAGCUUAUGUUAUAUUCUGCCAGAGGAUAGGGAAUGCAGACCCAAUGGAGCUUUAUGAGGCUGACCUGGGUCCAACUAACACUGUUGUUGACUUGCAUUACUACAAUCUGUUUGAUCCUUAUUAUGAGAAGCUUAACGCAACAGAGAACAUACGGUUUGUUUACGAAAAGAGACUGCCUCAAGUGUGGGCCUUGAACGGCGCAAAAGGACCUCUUGUUUUUGUCGGAGAGUGGGUGAAUGAAUGGAAUGUGGCAAACGCUUCACAAAUUCAAUACCGAUCUUUUGGAAAAGCUCAAUUGGAGGUCUUCGGAGAAGCAUCCUUUGGCUGGUCUUAUUGGACAGUCAGGUGCAACAGUGUGCACUGGGAUUAUGAAUGGAACGUACGGAAUCGGUAUCUUAUUAUUGGGGGUUCGCCAUUACAAAGAGCAAAUUACAUGAUGCUUGUGGCAGGAUGUCUUGUGUAUCUUUUGUUAUUGACGUUGACAUACGGCAAAAAAUAGUCCACAUUUGACAGGACGAUUUAUUGAAGCGUCAAAGACAACUCGUCGAAGACCCAAAGGGUCAUCAAACCAUGUCAAUCUAAUGACCUAAAUUACUCUACUGCUGAGCGUCAAAAUGUUUAGCGCGUAAUUAAUAUUACAUGGAA
This is a messenger RNA of Aegilops tauschii subsp. strangulata, 2093 nucleotides long. RefSeq names its product probable glucan 1,3-beta-glucosidase A. Gene Ontology annotation, biological process: actin filament bundle assembly; establishment or maintenance of cell polarity; cell migration. The record is from RefSeq and is a predicted model, not a curated record. Gene Ontology annotation, cellular component: actin cytoskeleton; cytoplasm. Gene Ontology annotation, molecular function: hydrolase activity, hydrolyzing O-glycosyl compounds; actin filament binding. NCBI's taxonomy places the organism in Eukaryota, Viridiplantae, Streptophyta, Magnoliopsida, Poales, Poaceae.